CUGCGCCACUCUGCGUGCUGGAUGGAGAUCCACAGUCAAGAGCUGCAGCUCAGUGCUGGAGUACAACAUUUCACAGGGAGCCCUGCAGAAGCAACACCUGUUUCGAGCCAGCCAAGAAAGGCACAAGCACUUGUAUGUUGCUGCUUUGCUUGUGGAUCGUCAAUAAUCCUAAACCAGUGGACAUCUGCUGAGCCUCCUGAGAAUUCUGGAUAAUAGAUUUGGACGUCAAAAGUUUUUUUUUUUUACCUUUUUCUUUUUUCCUUUUUUUUUUUUUUUUUUGGAUUUAUCUCAGCCAACAACGUGAGAUUUCCCCCCUCCCCCUUUGCAGGAUUCAUGCUGAUGUAUGCAGUCUGUUAUAGAGUAAAAACAGCGCAUGCCUUUCUGGAGUCAGAAUCCAUAAAUCCUGACGUAGCCUGUGCAUCUUAAAAAAAAAUCCCUAUAACGCCUAGGUAUUUAAGUUGCUAUGGUCAUUCUUAUCUUAAACCAAAUGGAGAAACUACGGAUUUUUUUCUUUAUUACAGUUGGAUGGGCUGAAGACCGUAUUGCUUGCUAAGAGCUGGGGAUAUAUGCAUUUAUAUAGAUAUACACAUCUAUAUGUUUAUAAAUAUGUCAGUGUGUGAGUAUAAAGUGGUGGUUUCGUAGACUAACUGGUUUGACCUUGAACCUGUACCAGUCAAAACAGAAUAUUACUUUUAUUUAUGCAUUUAAUGGAUUGAAGAAAGAACAUUUUCUCUGUAACUGCGCUAGGGAGGGGAGAGGAGUGGAAUAUACCUAAUCUUAUAUCUCCUGGGUUUGGCACCAUCAUUAUUGUUUAUUCUUAUUCUCUAAAAGCAGAAUCUUCUGAUGGCUCCCUUAGGUGAAGUUGGGAACUAUUUCGGUGUGCAGGAUGCAGUACCCUUUGGGAAUGUGCCCGUUUUGCCGGUGGAUAGUCCGGUUUUGUUAAGUGACCACCUGGGUCAGUCUGAGGCAGGUGGGCUACCCAGGGGGCCUGCGGUCACGGACUUGGACCAUUUAAAGGGGAUCCUCAGGCGGAGGCAGCUAUACUGCAGGACUGGAUUUCAUUUAGAAAUCUUCCCCAAUGGUACUAUCCAGGGAACCAGGCAAGACCACAGCAGAUUUGGUAUACUGGAAUUUAUCAGUAUAGCAGUGGGCUUGGUCAGCAUCCGAGGAGUCGACAGUGGACUCUACCUUGGAAUGAAUGAGAAAGGGGAACUGUACGGCUCGGAAAAAUUAACCCAGGAGUGUGUAUUCAGAGAGCAAUUUGAAGAAAACUGGUAUAACACAUAUUCAUCAAAUCUAUAUAAACACGUGGACACUGGAAGACGAUACUACGUUGCGUUAAAUAAAGAUGGGACUCCAAGAGAAGGGACUAGGACUAAACGGCAUCAAAAAUUUACACAUUUUUUACCUAGACCAGUGGACCCUGAGAAAGUACCGGAACUAUAUAAGGAUAUUUUAAGCCAAAGUUGACAAAGACAAUUCCUUCACUUGAGCCCUUAAAAAGUAACCACUAUAAAGGUUUCAUGCGGUGGGUUCUUAUUGAUUAGCUGUGUCAUCACAUCAGCUCCACUGUUGCCAAACUUUGUCGCAUGCAUAAUGUAUGAUGGAGGCUUGGAUGGAACAUGCUGAUUUUGUUCUGCACUUAAAGGUUUGUCCUCCUGGAGGAGAGCCUAUGCCCACUCGCUUGAUUUAGUACGAGAGGGAGCGCGAGAGAAUGAGUGCGAGAGAGAGAGAGAGAAAGGGAGGGGAUGAAUGGGAGUGAGAGCGCGAGAGAGAGGAGCCAAGAGGAGGAGGAGGAGGAGGAAGGCCUGAUGCAUGCUGGGGAAUAGACACGCUUUUAAAUUUUUGAUCAGUUGUACUUCGUCAUAUAUCAGCAUAGCUGCCAUACUUUGAUUCAUCAGGAUUUUUGGCUGGUGGCCUGCUCAAGUGUACGCUGCAUUUACAAAGGCAUGGAGGGUGCAGUCUUACUUAAACAAGAGACUUUUCAGUUAAUCGCUCUCUGGGUCUCGCCCCACUGAGUUUAAAGCAAAGACCUCUUAGUAAAAAAAUAAAAAUAAAAAGUUAAAUUUAUUUAUAGAAAUUCCAAAGGCAACAUUUUAUUUAUUUUAUAUAUUUAUUUAUUAUAUAGAGUUUAUUUUUAAUGAAAUAUGUACAGGCCAGAUAGGCAUUUUGGAAGCUUUAGGCUCUGUAAGCAUUAAAAUGGCAAAGGCCACUAUGAACCUGUGGUAAAUUCAUGCAAGUAAAUAUAAAGGUGCAUGGAUAAAAAAAAAAAAACCAACAAUAAAAAGGUAAUAAUAAUAAAUUCUAGUGACCCUCAUGUACUAAAGGUGACAAUCUCUUUUGUGCCCGUUUUAUUGUACAAGUAUGCACACCACUCAUGACACUGAGUCCUCACUCUUCUGACUGCUUGUUUCAUAGCUUACCCCCCAGAGGAUUAAAGAGAAAACUGGGUCUUCAACUUUUUUUCUGUGUCUGUAAUAUUUCCUCUCUGAUAAUGUGACUUCUUACAUUGUUGUAAACUUCACAGCUGUGGAAAAUAUAGGGGUUGGAAUAUAUUCUACUUGUUAAAACUUAUUGCAGAUUAUACCAAAGCUAAAUGAUAAAUAUGCUUUUUUUUUUCUUUUUUUCCUAAAGCAGAAUGACAGAAACAACAUAAGUAAUAUCAACAAAUGUACUAAUUUUACGAUUCCACAAAUAGGACACAAUGGUUUCAGAGGGCAAGAACCAGGUUAACAGGAUCACUCUUGUAAACAUGUUUAUUUGUGCACUUGACUAUCUACUAUGAAAAUAUACAAGUUCCAUAGGGGUCAUUGUAACAUCUUUUAUGGAAAAUUGCUUUCAGUGUGAACUGUCAUAAUACAUAUUAGCACCCUUCCUAAAGUAAAACUUGCAAAAUGAAACUAAUAAAUCUCUAUCAAUAAUGACAAUGAGGGGGACAGUAUUAGACUUUUUUUUUUUUUUCCCUAAAAUACGUUCAAAUAUUCAUGAACUGUAAGUGAGCUGACAGUGAUGUAAUAUUUAAGGAAUUGAAUUAAUAAUAUUAAGGAAUGUUAUGUUAAACACACAAACAUGUUGAUUAGCAGUUACCGUUUGGGAAUUAACCCUUAGAAAGACGCAUUUUUCCCCAGUACCCUGAAGGAAAAAAGAGAGAAAAAUGACGUAAGGUCCAUAUGACAAAUGCGUUUUGUAGUUGUUUUAUCCCUUAGGAUUUGAAUUCAGCGCCAUUAAGUUGAGUGUAGCCUUUGCCAUUGGAUGUGUCGGGAGCGUGGCUGGUCCUGACUCCCCCGGCUGUCCGCACAGGCAGGGAGGCUCAGUGCCGACAGACUUUGGAGCAGCUACACGUAAAAGUUUGUCGCCCUUUCGUAAUUAAGUAAUCUUUGCUCUAAGACACUCUUGUCCAUGUGAUAUAUAUUAUUUGAAACGUAAUUCUGUUCUGGAAUAACCUGUGGCUUGGUGUCCUGAACAAACGUGACCUUUCCGUACUCGGGCGGGUAGGAGGGGCCACGUCUCAACCGGCGAUAUCAGUAAUCUUAAAUAAAAUGUGGCAUUUUAUUAUAAUUGUUUAUGGAUGAUAAAGAUACGUAAAUUACAUUAGUCGAGUUGUAGGAUACAGUUAGACAUACUUGUCUAGGGACUGUUAUUGCCUGGGAAUUUACAGCCUUCGACUGCAGACCAUGAGUUUGUUUUUAACCCUUCGGAGCCGCUGAGACCUGCGGCUGGUUUGGCUGCUGCGGGUCAACCGGGUGCCGAACCAUCUGUCUGGGCAGUACAGAGCCGUGCUGGAACACAGGAGAAGAAAGCGAGCUUCUGGGGAGGACUAGGGUUCAUUGCUCAGUGUUAAACAGAUCAAACCUACCGCAGAGGAAGGGAGGUUACAGCUUUUUUUUUUUUUUUUUUUUUUUCAGUAAAUCUGACAUACACCGGGAAAUUAACCACAAAGGUUAAAAAUACUAUGAGUUGAGGCCACGAUACUAGGCCACGGUUUGAGUCUUAACGUUGAAUCGACUUGGAUUUUUAGUCAUAGGCAAAUCAUUACUACUAGUUAACAUGUUUUAUUUAAUUUAUUUUUUUGUAUUUUUCUAAAGAAAGGAUUAAACCCAAGAAAAAUGUUAUGACUUUAUGGCAGUCCAUAUAAAUAAACUGUAACCGAUUUACUCAAAUAACCCAUAAUGGUGUGUAAAUACUGACUUUAUGUAAAUAUAGAAACGUGUAAUUUAACAUAGGCAUUAUUGCAAGACUGGAUGGUCCAGGAGCUGGCAGUUUGCCACUCCCUGCAGGUUCACUGGGUCAAAUUCAGCCUGUUUUGGGUAGCGAACAACAGAUUCUGUUCAGUCACUUGUGUAAAAUGAGUUAUUUCUGUUUGUUUUCUGGUGGGGGAUGGGCAAAGCCAUCGUCACUUGGGUGCUGCUUAGCUCCUUUGCCAGGGCGUGAAGGGGUACGGAUGCCAUCCCGCUCCUUAUGUGAUCCUGCUAAAACAGGGCCGGAGAGAGCUGACCCGGCAGAGCCGGAAGGCUUGCAGUGCCGCUCCUACCGUGCUGUGGACAAACAGAAGUCUUCAUUUUCUAGUGCUGUGCAUCUAGUGCUGUCCAUCUAGUGUCCUCGAGCACUAAAAUUCACUUGAAGAAAGAUCUGAGGGAAAAACAAAAGAAUAAUUGGUGUUAUUUACUUGAUAUUCUGUAAUGGUGUGUAAAUACAUACAGAAUUCUGUAAUUUGUAUAAAUACAUUGCUAUAGAAUUUUGAAAAUUGGUAUUAUUUGCUUGAUGUCCCUUCAGAGCAUCUUCUUAUAACCAUGCACGUGUGUAAUAACGGGAUUGCAAAAAGAUGUCCUUUCUCAUUCCUAGAAAGAGUGUGAGAAAAUUCCAGAAAGACCAGAACCAUCAAUAUUUUCUAUGUCUUUUUGCUAAAUUGGAAAAAAACAGGGGGAUAGCUUUUUGGCAAGAAUUGCAUUAGCAUUUCACCUGAAGCAGAUCUGUCUGGGCAAGCAGCGUGGGCAAAAAGGUGAUGGAGAUCCAGAGCAGUGUUAUUGUAUGGGCUGAUUUUGAGCUGCAUCUGGUAACGUGUCAGGCAGCGCUCCCAAACUUAGGUGAGGUGCAUGAAACCUGGCAAAACUGGGCAGUGCGGAGAGUGGAAAGAGAAAAAUCAGAGGAAAAAUUGUCUUAAAUUGUCUUAAAUUGUCACCAAUCAGUGCAGAACUUAAACUGCCUGCCUGCCAGCUGGAAGGAAAAAAAGAUGCUUUUUGUAAAUGAUUGGGUGUAACAUGUGGAGGCUGAAAAUGGGACUGUUUGGUGUAAAAAGUUAGGCAUUGCUAUUCUCCCCCUGGAAAAAGAUAAAUAUGUGUUUAAUAAACAUACGAAUAGGAGGGAGUUGCUUCCAAGGCAGUCUCUAUGUUUCUUGGGAGACAGAAUAUGGCAGGAGGUAAGAGAAGAUGCAUCUGUAGCAUGUCUUUCAGGCUCCCUUGCAUCAGCUUCUUAGCUUAUUCUCCACUCUGCACACUUUUGUGUAAAGUAAAAAAGUGAAUAUAAGGCCCGUCUCUGUUACCCAUGGUUAUAGGAGUAGAAAUAGAUGGUCUGAGUGCCACGCUGAAUGCCUUUUUGUGUGGACUCCUGUCCCAGCUAGUGAAUUCUCACAAGGUCCCCAAGAGGUACGUUAACAAACAUGGAGAUGGGGAUAUGGACAAGCUCCUAACAACUGGUGUUUCUUUUGCAGAAAUGAGAGGUUUGGGAUUCUUUGAAAUGUCGAUGAAAUCUUUGAGACCCAGCCCUUGCUCAAGUAGCUGUGUAUGUGUAGGCAGCCGUACUUCUAGGUAGGGAAUCCGGGGGAAGAAGUAACCAACAAUGUUACCCUGAAUUUUUUUCCACACGGUACAUCAUUCGCUCAUCUGAGAAUAGAAAGCAGGAAAUCUUUGUUUUCCAGACUUUUAUCUCUGUUCUUAAACUGUUAGAGCUCUGCAUGGGUUGCUCACAGGUCAGUUCUGUCCUGCCUUGCUGUUAUCUUUCACCUUACCAAAACACUACAAGAUGGCUUUGCCAUCCGGCCCCUAAGUAAGUACCAGUAGUAUAACCUCGUCUCCUUUUGUCAGGAAGCUGGAAGAGCCUGCCCUAGAGUGUGUUGUGGAACAGUCUGGCAUUGUGAAGUGAGCAGGGCACGGCUAAUUAGCAUCUUAAAUUUAGGAUUUAUAAAAUUUGUCCGUCAAGGAUAAGAAAGACAAUUAGUGGUUACAAAGAAUGCACAUAUUGCGGAAGGUGUCUUGGCAGAUCAGUUGCAUGAAGUUUGAAAGCAGAAAAUGUUUCUUGGUGUUCAGGAAAUGUAAAAUGAGAAUAAUAAUCAAGUUCCACCUGCAAAGGAGUUUAUAAAACCCAGUCUUGUUGCCUUUUUCCCCAAUGGUUAUAUAUCUUUAAUAGCUUGUGUGCAUUUUCUUCUACCUGACGAUAUUGGAAAAGAUUCUUUUGUUUUUCAUUCAUUAUUUCUGAAGUCCAGCUGUCUUUGUAUAAUUUUUCAGAGUUAUUCUGGUCUGAACCCCGGGACAGGAAAGUUGCCAUGUGAUCCUGGGUUCGGGCAGAGGAUCGCACGUGUUACAAAAAUGCCGCUGUUGUGCUCAGCAUAGCUGGUGUAGUCCAUAGGACGACCUUGUCUUAUUGUAGCUGCCACACGGAGGCCUGCAACAUUAUUUGUGCCUUAACACAUUGUAUGUUGUUGUUAUCAUGGGAGAGAUCCUUUUCAAAUUAUUCUCAACUCAUGCUGGCUUUAUUAAACCCACAUCUGCCUGUUGAACACACGCUCACAAAUAUUCUGCUGAGCAGUGUAUAAAGUAAAUUUUAGCUCCAUUGAUGACGCAGAGGGGUUUCACCUCAUAGAAAAAAUAGUAAUAACAAUAAAAUAAUUCCCUUUUCCCUUAGGACGAGGGAAGUUAUUUUUAUGUGCAGUACUCACAAGUAGCAACUACAACAUAGUGAAAAGAAUUCUGGAAUUAGACUGAACUGUCAACAUGUUUCUCACAUUUCUGUUUUCUUGAGAAA
Chroicocephalus ridibundus (black-headed gull) is the source of this 7017-nucleotide messenger RNA. It is a transcript of the gene FGF9, whose product is annotated as fibroblast growth factor 9. The record is from RefSeq and is a predicted model, not a curated record. The transcript is spliced from 3 exons. NCBI's taxonomy places the organism in Eukaryota, Metazoa, Chordata, Aves, Charadriiformes, Laridae. Gene Ontology annotation, cellular component: cytoplasm. Bases 844 to 1470 code for a protein of 208 amino acids. Gene Ontology annotation, molecular function: fibroblast growth factor receptor binding; growth factor activity. Gene Ontology annotation, biological process: regulation of cell migration; animal organ morphogenesis; lung development.